Molecule: messenger RNA, 2175 nt
Organism: Sabethes cyaneus
Lineage: Eukaryota; Metazoa; Arthropoda; Insecta; Diptera; Culicidae
Gene: Tif-IA
Product: RNA polymerase I-specific transcription initiation factor RRN3
Exons: 3
Coding region: 257-2068 (603 amino acids)
Biological process (GO): transcription initiation at RNA polymerase I promoter
Cellular component (GO): nucleus
Molecular function (GO): RNA polymerase I general transcription initiation factor activity; RNA polymerase I core binding
Source: RefSeq, a predicted model, not a curated record
UGGAAAACGUGGAUCGGUGGGAUCGGGCGAAGAUUUCGUAUUAUUGUAAAACCUUUUAAGAAAGUGAAUAACUUCGACGACGAAGAGAUUAAUAUAAUAGAUUGUGUGUUUAGAUUGGUGAUUAAGUUGAAAAAACCUUAGCAGUUUACAGUUGAACGACAAAAUUCUGGUUGCUGUUGAUGCGCAUUAAGCAGGUGCUGUUUAACCUUGAACAGAUUUGCAGUUCCCGUGUCUAGGUAAUUGGUAGCAUGAAGGCAUGUCUGUUUCCGGUGCAAAACGUCGAUUAUCGUCCAUUCUGAAGCCUUAUCCCAGCUCAGAUGGGUCAAAAGUUAAUUCGGGUUCAUCACAGAACAAGGUCCGCUUCGAGGACCUGUCGGUCGAAGCGGUGCUUCAAGAUGCACUAGCUACCAACCGGUUGCAGCGGUUCGAACAGCUGCUGGCUGCCGUCAAAGAAGAACAGUUCGACGACGGAAAGUUUCAGCAGGUGUUCGUGGAAUCGAAGAGGAGCGUGCAUUUGUUGAAUGCAAAUUUCAGCAUGCUGGUAGAGGCCUUGUUGUCGGUUAAUUGGUUACCCCGCAGUGAGCUGGCCCAUGAAGUCUACAAGGAGUUUGUGAUAGAACUACUGGUGGCACACAGCAACUAUACCUCGCUGGUAGUUUCCCGACUGGUGCAGGGUUUCGUUCCGAAGGAUGAAGACCGCACCGGUUGGGUGCAUGGAAGCCCGACGAGUGAAACUCUACGAUUGGCUGCCCCGAUCCACGACCUGAUCGUCAGACUGAAGAUUGUGAUACCGAUGAUAUUUGAUGUCAUUUUAGUUCAUUUACGGAAGCAAUAUCCUUAUUUCAAAAAACCUACACACGUAGUUUGUGGUUAUUUGCAUAAUAUUUUAUGUAUGACCGAGUAUUCGUCUAUGUUUGUCGAAGAAUUAUUGGAAGUUGUUUUCAAUCGACUUUUGGUGAUAGACGUAAAUGCUCCUAGAAACGAAAUUGAAGAAGCUGAGUUUCCAGAAGAUGAUCAGCAGAUUUUUUCAAUGGAGGAAGACUUAGUAGCUGGACAAGAUGAGGAAGAGAGUAUGGCUAUGAAACUACCGUUAGCUGAAACGUUGGAUUGCUGUAUGGAUAGAAUGAUGGAGUUUAUUAAACAGCGUGUCACUUCGGAAAAUGGCAGCAUAGCAGCAGAUCAAAUGUUUAGAAUACUGCUAAAGCUUUUCGAUAGUCAUAUUCUACCUACGCACAACACACACCACGUACAGUUUCUCAUGUUCUAUGUUUGCAGUUUCAAACAGUCCUACGUCGAGUAUUUUAUAACCUACCUGUGGAAGCACGUUGGUAAUCCUAACGUGUCUACUCCAAUGCGACAAGCGUCGGUUGGAUACGUCGCCAGCAUGCUGGCUCGUGCCAAAUUUGUUCCAUUGGGUUUGCUGAAAUCCACUCUCCAGGAGUUCUCCAGCUGGGUUCACCAUUACAUUCAGGAAACUGAUUCUAUGUUAGGAUGUAAUCUCAAAGCACACAUGGUAUUUUAUUCUGUGUGUCAAGCGAUCUUCUACGUGAUAGCGUUCCGCAGCAGACAACUAACAGCCAAUCCUAAAAACCUCACCUUCUUGCAAUCGCUACAGCUUUCGUCAAUCGUUAGCUGUCAUCUAAAUCCACUGAGGGUGUGUUUACCAGCAGUGGCUACAGCGUUCGCUGGCGUUACAAGAGCUCAUCAGUUGGCAUAUUGUCAUACGAUUCUGGAGCGCAAUGCUCGGCGUAAGUUGGCAACAGUCUAUAAAAAUGAUUCCCAAACACCUGAGGAAUGUUUAGAUACGUUCUUUCCGUUCGAUCCGUACAUGUUGAAGAAAUCGGCCAAGCGUAUUGAUCCAAUCUAUCUGCAGUACCACGCUAGCGAUGCCGAAGAGAGCCAUUCACAGGAAACGCGCAGUCGCAAAAGGUACGAGUCCAUGUCGGAAGAUGUUGACGACUUCUUGCAGGAAUGCAAACGACACAAGAAUGGCCAUAGCGUGAGUUCCGAUACGAAUGAGAUGCAUUUUAGCUACUCCUACGGAGUAUCGCCUGGUUUUCAUAAUUAAAAUCAAAAAUUAUUAGGAGGAUAAACAAAUCUUAUCUGUUUUUGUUUAGUUGCUGCAAUUACCUAGCAUAUUUAUAGCGCAGUUUCGUUUAAUAUACGCAAAAUUGA